CUUCUCCCCUCCCCUCCAUCAUAGUUUAUAUAAAGCAGAGAGCCCAGCAGGGAUCUGUCUCUGACACAAAACACCUGAUUUUCCACUGUUUUCUUUCUCAUCUGUCUGCCAACAUGACUUUUGUCGCUCCUCCAGGCUACCAGCCCGUCUACAAUCCUAGAAUUCCCUAUCUUGGCCCUAUCUAUGGAGGUCUAAGGGAGGGAGUAUCCAUCUACAUCCAAGGAUCUGUUCCUGAAGAUAUAACCAGAUUUCUUAUCAAUCUUCUUUCUGAAGAGUCUGAGUCCGGUGACAUUGCCUUGCACUUCAACCCUCGAUUUGAUGGUUGGGAUAAAGUGGUUUUUAACAGCCGUACGAAUGGAUCUUGGGGGUCAGAAGAGAAGAUCCGCAGGAUGCCUUUCUCCAAGGGCGAGGCCUUUGAGUUGGUCAUCAUGAUCACUUCAGAGGGAUUCCAGACUAAUGUCAAUGGAAAGGAAUUUUUCAUGUUCCCACAUCGUAUUCCUGUGGAGAGAGUCCGGGCCAUCCAGGUUGCAGGAGAUGUUUCCAUCCAAACUAUUAACAUCAUUGGGGGCUCUGGAGGUGGUACGGGCCCUGGAGGAAUGGGGGGAGGAUAUCCAGUAGGAGGAAUGGGAGGAGGAUAUCCAGUAGGAGGAAUGGGAGGAGGAUAUCCAGGAGGAGGAAUGGGAGGAGGAUAUCCAGGAGGAGGAAUGGGAGGUGGAUGUCCUGAUGGCACAGGGGGAGGAAAAGGCGGAUACCCAGGAGGCCCUGGAGGAAACAUGGCCGGAGGAUUUCCAGGAUCUCAUCUGCCGGGUAUGGGUGGGCAGCCCGUCUACAACCCAACUGUGCCCUACUACGCUAUGAUCCCAGGAGGGAUGUGCCCUAAGAGGACCAUCAUCAUCAGGGGCAUGGUACCCUAUGCAGCAAAGAGGAUGGGGUUCAAUUUAGUGGUGAGCAGAUCCAGAGACAUCGCCUUCCACAUGAACCCCAGAGUGAAGGAAGGCGUUGUGGUGCGAAACACCAGGAUAGGAGAGAAGUGGGGCAAGGAGGAGAGAGAGCUCACCACAAAUCCCUUCGUAGAGGGACAGUACUUUGAUAUGUCCAUUCGCUGCGGGAACCAGAGGUUCAAGGUGUUUGUGAACGGGCAGCACUUGUUCGACUUCUCUCACAGAAUCUCCUUCAAUGAGAUCGACAAGCUGGAGAUAGAGGGAGAAGUUCAGAUCUCCUACAUCCACUUCUGAUCCGCUCAUUAUCUAUGCACCGUCCUUCUUUAUGUCACAUUAUGCUUUCAUUUUACAGUCUAUGUCACCUCAGGUUAUUUUUACUUGCUGUUUUAUUUUUCAGUUUGCAGCUACUUAAUAAAAAUUCCAAUUCUUCAGAACAAAUGAGAAUAAAUCACCAGGAUUAACGUUCAGCAAAAGAAUGUGUCUUUGAAUUUAUUCAUUUCUUAUGCAAAAAUACUGUAGAAAAGAUUCUCAAAUAUUGACAAUAUCAAAGAAGUUAUUGUAUAAAAUCCUUAAAAAUGUAAAAACACCAAUGGAACAAACAAAUAUUCAUCAAAAUGCAAAA
Molecule: messenger RNA, 1563 nt
Organism: Cyprinodon tularosa
Lineage: Eukaryota; Metazoa; Chordata; Actinopteri; Cyprinodontiformes; Cyprinodontidae
Product: galectin-4-like
Exons: 16
Coding region: 114-1235 (373 amino acids)
Molecular function (GO): carbohydrate binding
Source: RefSeq, a predicted model, not a curated record